Polychytrium aggregatum is the source of this 1898-nucleotide messenger RNA. RefSeq lists its product as uncharacterized. Bases 469 to 1488 code for a protein of 339 amino acids. The transcript has 2 exons. The record is from RefSeq and is a predicted model, not a curated record. NCBI's taxonomy places the organism in Eukaryota, Fungi, Chytridiomycota, Chytridiomycetes, Polychytriales.
AUCUCGUUCGUCCCAUGCCGAUGCUCCUCCAUCGCAUUCAUCCCGCUCCACCACCCGUUUCCGGACACAGCCACCUGUCCGCCGUUCAGCUUCCCCCACUCGCUGUGGCGCCCGCCCGUCCGUGCGUUCCUGGCAACCAAAAUUUUUCUGUUGCCUUGCCGCCCUUUGCUGCUGCCCUUGCCGCAAAUGCAUUCGCCGAUUGUGUCCAUCUGCCGGCCACCCGCGAACCCGCCACCCUUACUAUCAGCCCGGUGGGCUGUCGCCUCGCCCCCCCCCCAGUCAACCACCGCCUCGGUCCUUGGGCUCUUCCCUCCCACCCACUCCUCAUCUCGCAGCUCGAUUUCAGCUCUGCCUCCUGUCCGGUCCUGUCUCUGGUCCUGUCUCUGGUCCUGCUCCUGCAAGCUUCGACUCCUUGCCCGUCCACCUGCUCGCGACCUGUGUUGAAUUCUCGGCAUCCGAUCAUCUACCAUGUCGGCGACCUCCUCCAGAAUGAACGUGGGCUGCUUCGACUCGCACGUCGAGGAUCUGACUGCCUUUGCUGUUCCCUCGGCGGCAUCUUGGCCCAGCGGAUCGUCCUCGCAGGUCACCGUCGGAUCCUGCGUCGACGCCUGUGGCCAAUCCGACUACAGCAUUGCCCUCGUCGCUCCCUCCAUGGAGAGCCGCAGCACUCUGGCCUUCACCUGUCACUGUGCCAACUCGGCCGCCUCGCUCACCGUCGUCGAGCCCCAGUACUGCAACCGGGUUUGCACCUCUGCCGAGGGCCGACCCUGUGGCGGACUGCAGAACCACCAGGUCUACAUCUCGGCUUAUCGGACCACACUUUCCCAUCAAGCCGCUCGGUUGAACGCAAUCUCUCCGCCUCCAACCGACCCCCAAGGCCAGCGAGAGCGCUGGUACGAUUCUCCUACGGGCGCCUCCGCUCCAGAGCCCAGCCCCAGCGAUGCUCCAUACACCAAUCCUCGCCAGCGCUGGUUCACGAGCAACUUUGCCUAUCCUGCUGAUGGAACCGAUCCCAAGAUCCAGCGAGAGCGCUGGUACAACUCUCCUACGGGCUCCUCCGCUCCAGAGCCCAGCCCCAGCGAUGUUCCAUACACCAAUCCUCGCCAGCGCUGGUUCACGAGCAACACAGCCCCCCCGGUCGACGGCACCAAGAGCCCCGACGCCUUUAUCCGCCAGCAGUGGAGCCAGCAGCUCCGCAAGGAGAGCCAGACCAACAACCAGAUGUACCGAAACAACAUCUUCAGCAACUCUGUCAGCAGGCCCCCUGCUCAGUCGGUUUCGGACCCGACUGUUGCCCCAACCCCCGCCGCUGCUGCAAACUCUGGGCUCAGCUCGACCGCAGUGGGCAUUGGCGCCGCCGUGGCCUCGGUUGUGAUCCUGGUUGGCCUGGUCUCGUACUAUAAGCUGCGCCGAUCCUCGUCCUCGGAGCGCAAAAAGUCGAGCAAGAAGCCCGUGCCGGCUGAGGCGGUUGAGUGCUCUCGCGUCUAGUUCUGGACUCGCCUGUCAAGAUUCCGGCUGCUGAUAGGAAUGCGCCCCACUCGCCAGUUUUGUGCAUCAAGCUUCACUGAGUGAAGCUUAUAGAUCCUCCCCGUUCCCCUAACUCUGUUUUACCUACCAUCCCGGCCUGCCCACCCGCCCAACCAACCACAGUUCAGCGAUCCUGCUGUCAUAUAUGCCUCUUAUCAACCAAUGUCUUCUUUAUCUUUAUACUCACUUAUUUAAAUCGAUUCACGAUCGCCACCGCCCUGCAAAGCCCUCACGGUCUGUUCAUCCUUGGAGCAGUCAAGCCCACACAAACCGAAACGGGACACCCAUUUCUGAGUGCGAGCGGUAGCUUAUUUUUUUGUUUCUUCCUCUUCCUUGGAUGUGAAUAUACAACCAUCCACCAUACCAUGGCC